Messenger RNA from Brassica napus (rape), 1099 nucleotides. RefSeq lists its product as uncharacterized. The coding region runs from base 709 to 993 and encodes 94 amino acids. The record is from RefSeq and is a predicted model, not a curated record. NCBI's taxonomy places the organism in Eukaryota, Viridiplantae, Streptophyta, Magnoliopsida, Brassicales, Brassicaceae. The transcript has a single exon.
ACAUCUAAGUUACGUGACAUAUUUAAUUAAAACACCAAGAGUUUUUCUUUAUAAGAAACUAGAUAAGAGCAUGAUUAAUGGGAGAGGGUUCUUAGAUUGGAGUUUUUAGCGGAAUAUAAGAAACCGUCUCUUAACUUUUAACUAAAAAAACUAAGAACCGGUUCUUAAUCAUGCUCUAACGCGCCUGCGCGGCCACAUGUUUACAACAACAACGAUAACGCCUUCUUCUUGCUAAUAUUAACCCUCAUCUAUAAGACUAAACUUAACAUAUACAAACAAAGAAAACACACUAAACAUUACGUAAUAGAUGAUACAUAAUUAGAUAUCAUACCUAUCCAAACUAUUGACCGUUGACCAGUUCUAAUUGAUUCUUAGCUUUUUGCCAUAUUGAGCCAAUACACACAGCACACUUUCACCCAAUUUCUAUUUUUUUUACCUUUUUUGUUUAUUUCGGAAAAUGAUUUUAUUAGUUGUUAUUGUUAUCCAUUCAACUUAUUACUCUAUUAAAAUCCUUAAGCUAAGCAACCAAUCUUCUUCCUCUUUAAAAAGAGAUUUUGAACCCUUUGAAAACCAAAAAACAAGCACCAGUAUCAAUAUCGAUAUCGCAAACCCAAACACGAAGAAAAAAACUUGGUUAUUAUCAAGAAUCAAGAAUCAAGAAUCAAGAAUCAAGAAUCAAGAAACAAGAAACAAGAAACAAGAAACAAGAUGGAGGAAGCAGGGCGUAAAGGAGAUCCGUUUCCGGGUUUUGAGAUGAGUGUUCACAACGACGACUGCGUUUUCCGGCGAUCUCUAAGCUGCCGGCUGCAGCGACGAGCUCCUUGUCCUCUUUUAUUACCACCAAGACCUCCUCCUUCUAAGGAAGCUCCUCCUUCUACGACUGGCGCCUCCACGUCUGCGUUAUGUCAAAACAGCACAGAUCCGAUCCCUCUAUUGUCCCCACUUGUCCCUCCUUCAAUGCUUCAACCUAAUCCAACAGCCAGCUCUCGCUGACUCUUUCUCUUUCCAAUCUCUUAGGCUUUGUUUUAUUUCUUGCAAUGACAGUGUUCUCCAUGUCAACUCAUUAUUACUUUUUUAUAACGUUGAUUUUAUUUGAAUC